Molecule: messenger RNA, 4676 nt
Organism: Nylanderia fulva
Lineage: Eukaryota; Metazoa; Arthropoda; Insecta; Hymenoptera; Formicidae
Gene: RhoGAP102A
Product: Rho GTPase activating protein at 102A
Biological process (GO): signal transduction
Source: RefSeq, a predicted model, not a curated record
GUAGCUUCCACCUUGCCGGCUCUCGCGCGAGAAAUCGUAACGCGUGCGAUCUUGACGUCCGGACGUUCUCGUCGUCCUCGGUGUUCUUUUUCGUAAAGAUGGUUCUCGUCCGAAGAGCCUUCUUAGGCUCUAUUUAGAGAGAAGGGUUCGCUCCAACGAGCGGCCAAGUGUCAAAGUGCGGUUGGUGAAGUGACAGACAUCGCGAGUAGGAGAAGCAGGUACCAACCCGGUGGAUCUGGUAUGGUACAGUGGACGACCGCGAGUCGUCCCUGUCGUGCAACACCAGCUGACGCAACUUCGCGAAGGUGGUUCGCGUGGCGAGGCGGGACAAGGACGCGACGAUGGCGGAGCGUCCCGGUGGCGGCAGGAGACGCUCGCGUCGCGACAGCGCGGACACCGGCGGCGCGAAUCGCGACACGCCGUCCACGUCGAGGGAGCGCAGGACCAAACGCAAACCGGUGAAGGAGCGAUGGCUGCUCACGAGGAAGACUUGGCGAUACAUGGCGGAUGCCGGCCGGCGUCUCAUCCCGGACGGUACCCACAACCGGCCGGAGGACAUCCCGAAGAUCGAGCAGUACUUCCAGGAGGUGUGCCAGAAGGAGCCGCGGUUCCUGCUCUGGAGAAAGGCCUCGUAUCCGGGUGGUCUCGCGACCUUUCGUCCCCAGCGACGUCGCAGACAGAUCAAAGGCGGCAGCUGUCGAAAUCAAGCCAGCUCGGCCGACGAGGCCGACGACGUCAGGAACUCGCCGCAGAACUUUGUCGUUCGCGCGACCACGUCCGGCAAGUUUGAUCUUGCCAAGGCGAAGAGAGAGUGGCUGCUGACGUCAGGCAGCGGGAGCACGCCGUCGAGUCCGGUGACGCGGCGCAAGACGUCCGAAGAGGAUGCCGAGGCUAAAGAGCUGGCUGAUAUGCUACAAAAGUACCUGAACAUGCAGGGCGACGCGACUAAUCCGGCGAGGGCGGCCGCGAAGUCGCAGGAGACGAUGCAACAGACGGAGGCGAAGGAGCACUUCGACUACCGUAGUUUGAUAGACAAGCUACAGCAGCACCUGGACAUGAUCGUGGCUCAGGCUAAACGCGAUCGAGUCUCUUACCAGAGUACCUCCAGCGAGACUAACCCGGUUCCCGAGAUUGUGUCGUCCUAUCAAGGCGACUACGUUCAUAAAUCACUGAUGGAGACGCUGAGUCGUUACUAUAGCAAGUCGUCUUCUCGGGAGCACGUGAUUUCCGACAUCUUGACGGAUCGGAAACUCCUCGAGAAGCUCUACUUUGAUCUGAGGUGCACUCGGGGUUUCAGAGGACCCCGAGCAACCGGCGCGUACACCUCGCCAUCUACCAGAUGGUGGGGUCACGAGAGACCGUCGACCAAAAAGUCUGACGUUUGGUCACCUACGAGGACAGGUCACUCAAUUUCACCGCCACCUCUGAUCGCCGUCCAGGAACCCAGCAUCGAUCGGAGCUUCCUGGACGAUGGCGUGCAAACCGAUCCGGUUUCUCGGGACGUUCUCGAUACGUGUCUCCUGGAAAAGGACGAGUCCUCUUCGCAGAAGGAAGGAACGUCCCACAAGUCGAGCGGACGAAGACGCAGCAGCCUCGAUAACGAUGACGUUUCACCUUCCGUCAGCGACACCAUUAAGCGAUACUUGCGGAUGGCGCGAAAAAAAUCCAUGGACGCGGACAAGGCUGAUCGGUUCAAGCGGGUGAAUUACGAUCGCAAUCUUCGGAACAUCAAGGCCAAGGGCGAGAUCACCAAACCAGGGGACGACGACGGUAACAGCAAGGGUUGCCAGACCGAGGACAAUUGGGCGACGCAUUAUCGCGAGAUGUCGUCUUACGGUCCCGGUGAAAUUCCGUCGGAAAAUUUAUCGGACGCCGAUACGACGACGUCACCGCCCGCGAGCAGAAACGCCAGCUCCAGGAGCAGCAUCGACGCCGGCCUCGGCUCCGAGGAGGCCACCACUCCCGUUAAACACCAUCCCCAUCAUCAUCAGUCCUUCCUGUCCCAUCUCCUGCACGGUUCCAAUGCGCAUAAGGAUAAGACGUCCCACUCGGCACCGGGUUCGCCGGCACUCACGUCAUCGUCCGCCAAUUCCGCAGGUGGCACCGCGAUGCAGAAGAGCAAGUCCUCGAGCAGCGUCGUGCAUCACGGCAGCCGGCUGGUGGCGAAGAAGAUCUGGCGCUCCAGGAGCAAGAGCACGUCCAGGGCGUCGCAUCAGCCUUCCGUCUGGACGCCUCAGGGAAAAUGCACCUGGGCAGGCACGGGAAAUCGGCGCGUAACUCUUCAAGAUACAUCGCUGCGAGCGCUGUCCGAUGUCGAGAGGAAGGUCCUCUGCAAGGUGGCCGUGGCGAAGCUCCAGGCUCUCAAUCUGGGUGUGCACAUCAGGCCGCCGAGCGAAACUCUUGGUUCCGGGUCGGCGACCACGAAGCCAAAGAGACGAGCGUACUUGCUGAAGAGGAAGGCACUCACGACGGGCUUCUUCGACAAUAAAGGGAAGGACGAGAAGGAAAAGGACGUAGCUGGCGGUCUGGUAUUUGGUAUACCAUUGUCGCAGUGCGUGGAGAAUGACAGGAUCGCCAGAAUUGCCGCUGGAGAGGUCGCCGAUGUGGGUUGCCUGAGCAGGAGCAGCAGACACGGCAGCCGGACCAGUUUUUCCAGCCUUAUAGAAACACCUACGACCGUGGCAGCGAAAACGGAGGAGGGUGGUUCCUGCGAGUCUUUGUCGUCGAAAGGCGGUGCUCUCACAGGAAGCGAUUCCGGAGUGCUCGAGCUGAGUGACAGCGGUGGAGGAAGUCCCGCUGGUGAAUGGGACGCGGUGCCGGCCAUCGUAAGGCAAUGCAUUAGGCAUCUCGAGGCCACUGGUCUUCGAACGCUAGGCGUGUUCCGCGUGUCACCCUCGAAGAAGAGGGUGAGGCAGUUAAGGGAAGACUUUGAUUGCGGUCGGGAGACCAAGAUAGGCGCCGAUCAGUGUCCUCACGACGUAGCCACUCUUCUGAAGGAAUAUUUCCGCGAUCUGCCGGAUCCUCUGCUUUGCAGGGAGCUCUAUCAAGCCUUCGUGCACACGCAAAAGAUCAGGAACAGACGGUUGCAGCAGGAAGCUCUCCAGCAUCUCAUUCAACUUCUGCCCACGCCCAAUCGCGAGACACUCUGGGCACUUUUGAACUUCUUGAGCGUCGUCGCGGCUAACAGUGAGGACCAGAAGAGCGAGACCGGGGAUUGGAUUCCGGGAAAUAAAAUGGAUUCGACCAACCUCGCAACUGUGUUCGCCCCGAAUAUCCUGCACUGCGUGAAACCCAGCCAGAUGAGGUCGGAGGUCUCAACGGAGAGAGCCGAGGAGAGAAUAGAUGUGAUAAACGUCGUACGUACGCUUUUGGAACACACGUCGACUCUUUUCACGAUACCGGCGGCGCUGGUGGACGAAGUCUACCAGCAUAUGAUGGACACUCAUCCGGCGGACCUGGACAUCGCCCUGUCUCGUCGCGUCGAAGAACAAUGCGGAGAUGAUGUGGAUCCCUGUAGCGAGGCGGAGACGUUCUCGGUGGAGGAGACGCUGACUAUGUCAACAAACACCGCGGCAACGACGACAUCGACGAGAAAGAUGUGGACGAGAGAACAGUGUCUGCAUCAGACCGCCGGCGUCGGCGGUGAUAUAGGACCAAGGCCGAGACGGCCCAAGAGGCCAGGAAGCCGAAGAAAGGAGGAAGGCAGAAGCAACAGCGUCGAUAGCGGAUCGAGCGAAGAUCCGUCCGAUCCUCGCCGAAGGUCCUCGCCAGUAGUGAUUACCGCUAGUCUCACCAUACCCAUGUCCGACGCGUUCACCCUGAACCUCGACGAUCCGGACAUUCCUUACAUCGAGGAAGCGCCGAAGCAACCGAGCGCUCCCCCGAGGCGCCAGAGGCAGAGAUCGAUCUCUGGUUGCAGCGAAGGCGGAAGACACGGAAGUGACAGCGCGGUAGGAUCGUCGGCGACCCUGUCGGGCGAUCAAGCGCCGAGUUCUCCGCCGUCGUGGGCGUCUUCGCCCCCAGCGAGUCCCGACAGCGCGGUCACCGCCGUCUCGUACAUCCCGGAUCAGCAAGCGGUUCUCCAGAGGGUCUCGUUCACGACCUCGAGCGAGGUGAGGCAAGUGGGCAGGUCGACCGGUCAGCAGGAAGCGAGCAGGAGCACGACGGCUCCGUACACGCCGAGCAUCACCAGCAUUGGCGGUGCGGUUUUGAGGUCCAAGACCGCCGACAUCGAGAGGAUGCUGCAGAUCUCGCGGCGGGACGUCGACCUCGCGCCGACCCUGCAGACGGGCAAGAACUCGACGGUGACCUCCGGCGAGAGCAAGAAGUACACGAAGAGGCGGUACACGGACACGAGGCAUCAAACGCGCCACAUACCCGACGCCGACACCCUGGCCGGCAAGACGUCGACGCUCGGCGCGACGUCCACCACGUCGACGAUGUCGUCCCCGGUUACCUCGGCGAUGACGACGACGCAGAAUCAGCGCGUGCAGUCGGUCUGGAAGAGACGGGAACUGAUCUCCAGCGCGCCCAAGGAGGGAUACUUUUAAAUUUUAUAUUAUCGCGAUUGACGUAUCGAAUCGAGAUUCGAGAUCGAUUGUCGAUGGAUUAAAAGCUGCUCGAGCCAAACAUUAUUAUUAUUUUUUAAGUAUAAGUACAGGCAAUAAGAGCCGAUC